Messenger RNA from Mastomys coucha (southern multimammate mouse), 918 nucleotides. RefSeq names its product arrestin domain containing 5 (gene Arrdc5). The record is from RefSeq and is a predicted model, not a curated record. Lineage: Eukaryota; Metazoa; Chordata; Mammalia; Rodentia; Muridae. The coding region runs from base 80 to 877 and encodes 265 amino acids. The transcript has 2 exons. Gene Ontology annotation, cellular component: cytoplasm. Gene Ontology annotation, biological process: protein transport.
GACACCACAGCUGGGGAACCAAGGGGUCUGGGUGAUCCUCGGGGGAGGGGUAGGAUGUGUCUCCCCCGCCCAACCUCCCAUGUCUGUGGUGAAGUCCAUCGAGAUAGUGCUGCCCCAAGAUGUGGUCUACCUGGCUGGCUCGAACAUAGAUGGGCAGGUAGUCCUCACCCUCAACAGCACCCUUGUGGACCCCGUUGUGAAGGUGGAGCUUGUCGGUAGGGGUUACGUUGAGUGGAACGAAGAAAUCGGAGAGACCCGUGAUUAUAGUAGAGAUGUUAUUUGCAAUAAUAAGGCUGAUUACGUACAAAAAACAAAAACAUUCUCAAUAAAAGGUAAGAAUUCAGCCUGGGGUGGGAAAAACCCCCUGUCUGUAGAAAGUGAGAAGAAGGUAUCCUACAACUGCUGCAGCCAGGGCUGGGUGAGCCUGCAUGUUCAGAUGAGCAAGAACACCUUUGUGCCAGGCGAGAAGGUGACAUUCACAUCAGAGAUCCGCAAUAACACGGGCAAGUACAUCAAGACCGUGGUGUUUGCCCUCUAUGCCCACGUGCAGUAUGAGGGCUUUACGCCAAAUGCCGAGAGGCGCCGGCGGGCAGACAGCAGUGAGCUACUGCGACAGAUGGCCAAUGCACGGAUUCCAGCCUUCAACAGUACCACAGUGGUUAGUGCCUUCAACCUACCACUGGUUCUGUCUGUGAGCAGUGGCUCCCAGGAGAAUGAGAUCAUGAGGACCAGCUAUGAGCUUGUAGUCACUAUCCACCUGCCCUGGUCCUUGUCGACAGUGAAAGCCAGGCUCCCCAUCAUUAUCACCAGCACUAGGGAGGACAAGGCCGACAGCCCCCAGGUGGAUGAGUUGCCACAUGACGAUCAACUGGUUUGAGUGCCUGAACAUUAAAUAUUAAAAUCUUAUUGUAACUCUGA